AUGCGAGCUAGCCGCGCGGGGGGUACGCGAGCGGGCACGCGGGGGGUUUGCGUGCCGGCCGUAGGGGGGACACGUGCCGGCCCCGCGGGGGGACGCGAGCCGGCCGCCGGUGGGUGCAGCGUGUCGGCCCGCAUGGGCUGCGCUAGCGUUCGCGCGGGUGUCACGCGAGCGGGCCGCGAGGGCACGCGUGCCGGCUGCGAAGGUGCGCGAGCUAGCACGCCCGUCGUGCGCGGGGGGCUGCGAGCCGGCCCGCGGGUGGUCUACUUGCCGGCCCCGUGGGGGUCGGCGGGCGUCGCGGAGGUGGAAUGCGAGCCGGCCCGCCGGGGGUCGACGAGGGGGCGCGCGGGGGUUACGCGUGCCGGCCUGUGGGGGGGUCGGCGAGCGAGCGCGCGGGGGGUUUGCGUGCCGGCUGCCGGGUGGGAUGCGAGCCGGCCCGUAGGGGUUCGGCGAGCGGGCGCGCGGCGGGUGCGCGUGCCGGCCUGCGGGGGGUCGGCGAGCGGCGCGCGUGGGGUACGCGUGCCGGCCGCCGGGUGGGAUGCGAGCAAGCCGCGGGGGUUCGGCGAGCGGGCGCGAAGGGGGUCCGCGUGCCAUCCGCCGGGGGGUUGCGAGCCGGCCGUAGGGAGUACGUGUGCUGCACUGCAUGGGGUCCGCGGGCGGCACGCAAGUGGCAUGCGAGCCGGCCGAGGGUGUCGGCGAGCGGGCACGCACGGGUAUACGUGCCGGCCCGCCGGGGGAUGCGAGCCGGCCGCCGGGUGGUCGGCGAGCGAGGCGCGUAGGAGGUGCGCGUGCCGGCCGCCGGGUGGGAUGCGAGCCGGCCCACGGGGGUUCGACGUGCGGGCGCGCGGGGGCUCGCGUGCCGGCCGCGAGGGGUUCGGCGAGCGGGCGCGCGGGGGUGUUGCGAGCCGGCCCGCGGGGGAUCGCGUGCACGCCGCGUGGGGUCCGCGGCGGGCGCGCGAGUGGCAUGCGAGCCGGCCGCCGGGGGGCACGCGUGCCGGCACGCGAAGGUGCGCGAGCGGGCCGCCGGGGGUUCGGCGAGCCGGCUCGGGCGCGAUAUGGCACGCGUGGGGCCUUCGAGCCGGCCCACGAGGGGUUUUGAGCGAGGCGGCGGGGGGCUGCGGCGGGGCGCGCCUUGCACUGCGCACAGGGGCGACAAGAGCACACGCCCCCCUGCGGCAUGAUAUACCGCGAUCCGCGGCCGCCGGCCCUCGGCCCGCGGCCACUAAGGCCCCGAGGCCCCGAGCCCCAAGCCCACAGCCCCCGAGCCCCAAGCCACUAAGGCCCCGAGGCCCCGGGCACGGGCGCGG
This is a messenger RNA of Dovyalis caffra, 1304 nucleotides long. The record is from the annotation of a GenBank genome assembly. NCBI's taxonomy places the organism in Eukaryota, Viridiplantae, Streptophyta, Magnoliopsida, Malpighiales, Salicaceae.